CAGACAAAUACAAAAAAAAAUUAGGUUUUCCUAUAAGGAACCUAAAACUUCCGUGCUCAAAACAACUUUUUUGAGGAAUUCUCUAUGGACACAAGUAGAAAAAUUCCGACAUUACAAUUUUACUGCACACCAAAUAUGGCUAGACUAGAAUGUCUUUGAUGAACUUAGUAUUUCGCAUUAUUCAACGACCUUUCAUAUCUUGAAUUCAGGCUUAAUGUCAACGAGAUUUGGAAGUAAUUAUUGUUUGGAUGAUGCCGAAGAAUCGCCCCCUUUACGUCGGCGACAUACGUUUUCAAUAUUUUCGACAUCUGACGAGAAAUCAACAUGCCAGCGAAAGCUUUCAAAGAAAAUAUCAGGAGAUGAGCAUUGGAGGAAAUUUCAUACAACAAACGAAUCUCCCGUUAUUUUUCAUUCAAGGCCUCAUCGUCUUUCAUUCCGACGAUCCUUGAAACGCUUAAAAAUUCCAUUCCGGAAAACUCGAUUAAAGGAAGAAAACAAGCAAGUUCAGAAGUCCCGUACAUCGUUGUUUCGUAGGUUUUACAUAUGGGUUCAUUCCAAAUGUCGUAUAGAAAACAGACACAAAAGUCGCAUUGAUGAAAAUUCUGCAAAUCUUCAUCGAAAUGUUACCAGGACCAUUGCAGUUGAUACGCUAUCCCAGGAGGAAAACAAUCGUACGCACUGCUUUCGUUAUGAAGAAACAAUCCACUUAGAGCCCGUGGGGAACGAUGUGAAUUAUGUGUAUAUAUGUAAUAAAUCACCGGAAAAUGUUUCAAUACACUCAAAGAAUGAAUCGGGUGAUUUAUCCCCCAUACGACCAGGUCACUCAAAUACACUUCAUGUAUCAGCAAUACAUGUGCGAGUUAAGGACGUUUCUCCGGAAAGACAGCCAUUAGGGGCUACUUCCAGCUGUCCCCCAAGAAAAAGCAGUGGUGUUGGUUGUUUAAAUAUAAAUUUUUAUGGGACAUGGCCACUGACGAGAAGAAAAUUGGAUGAAAAAGAGGAAGAGUGCGAUCCUUCGUUCGAGAAACUCAUUAUAGACGCAAGAUCUGAGAAGCAUGAUCGCCUUGAAGAUUUUUCCAUCGCUCAUAAAGAUUUGGAGUUUGGUGAUUGUCUACGCGUGGGAAGACACCGGACCAUAUACAGAGGGCGUUGGCAUGGCGAUGUUAACAUUCACAAUUACCAUGCUGUUUUCGAAGCUGAUGACUUCUGGAAUAAAGUCAGAAAGUUGUGCCGUAUACGUCAUGAAAAUUUGGUGCUUUUUAUGGGAGCUUGUUUAGAAGAAUGUAAUUUAGCAAUAAUACUGAGUUGUCAAGGCGGAGUUUCCAUGUAUGAACAUAUCCACAUCCAGAGGGAAAAAAUCUCACCGAUCUCAAAGCUUCAAUACAUUCGUCAGGUGUCAUAUGGCAUGGGAUACCUACAUUCCCGAGAAAUAGUUCAUAAACGGUUAACAACCCGAAAUAUUUUCUUGUGUCCUAAUGUCAGAAUCAGUGUCGUUGAUUAUGGGUUGGCUGAAGUGAAGUAUGACAGGCCAGGAUAUGCCUGCUUGCCACGUGGUGAUCUGAUGUACAUUGCACCAGAAGUGCUGUGUUCCAUGUGUGUUGUCCCUCCUAUGCUUGUUUCAGGUGUACCCUACACAUUCGAGACAGAUGUGUUUGCGUUUGGGACUGUUGUAUAUGAGUUGCUGACAGGUCAUUGUCCAUAUCAAGGAAAAUGUCCAGAGUUUGUUAUAUGGCAAACAUGCAAGGACAAAAAACGAGGAAUUCCAAAUAAAUCUAGCAUGAAAAUUCUUGAGACUCUUAUACGCAAGUGCUGGGCACACGAUCAAGAAAAACGACCUAGUUUUCAAGACAUAAGCAAAACUUUGCAUAGAAACGCAAAUCUUCACAAGCAACAUAGUGUUUCGGAGCCCGACAUUUCAGUGCGCUCUGGGAAAAAUUUACUUGAUGGAUUUUUGAAAUGAAGAGAUUUGAGGAUUGUACGAAUUGGCAAUGUACCUAAGGCUAUUUGUUAUUUGAACUUAUGGAUGGCAUCUAUCUACAGUUUUAUUAUAUAUAUAAUAUAUAUAUAUAUUUCAUUUCAUUGCUUAAUUUGAGUAGAUUUCCAUGUCAUUCAAAUGUAUUGCUAUUCCAAAGACAAGGGAGAUCGAGUAAGUAAAGAAUUAAGAACAAAUUUUCCUUCAAUAAGUGAUAUUUUUUUUUAUAGAUCUGUAACAUUUUUUCAUAGCAGCAUUUUACACAAAAGUUUUAUUUUAGGGAUUUAUUUCAUAAUGAAAUACAUCAAAUAUAUCUUUGCUAAUAUACAAAAUAGCCGAAUAUUUAAAAUGAACGGAAGCAUGCAGUACGUUUGAACACAAAUGCACAGAUUCGAUAUUUACUAACAAAACGUGCACAAAAUCAAUGUUUUUAGUUUAUGUACAUAUGCAUACUACUAUACCCUGUUUAUAUGUCAGACACACAGUCUGUCUGUCAUAAAGUGUAGUAUAAGUAGUAACGAAAAAAUCUUAUUUGUACAUCAGCAUCGGUAUACUAGAAAUUAGAAUAGAUUGUGGUACCAAGUGACGGCCAUACAGUUACACGUUGUUUUACUUCAUGUUUUGCCAUUGUGUUUUGUCUAAAUAUUGGUAAUAUUAUAUAUUUUCUCUUCUUUAUAGUAAAAUAAAUCUACUAUAAUUUGGC
Molecule: messenger RNA, 2675 nt
Organism: Saccostrea cuccullata (small rock oyster)
Lineage: Eukaryota; Metazoa; Mollusca; Bivalvia; Ostreida; Ostreidae
Product: kinase suppressor of Ras 2-like
Exons: 12
Coding region: 215-1960 (581 amino acids)
Biological process (GO): protein phosphorylation; Ras protein signal transduction
Cellular component (GO): cytoplasm
Molecular function (GO): ATP binding; protein kinase activity
Source: RefSeq, a predicted model, not a curated record